Pecten maximus is the source of this 7501-nucleotide messenger RNA. RefSeq lists its product as uncharacterized. Gene Ontology annotation, biological process: multicellular organism development; protein phosphorylation; cell surface receptor protein tyrosine kinase signaling pathway. Bases 216 to 3149 code for a protein of 977 amino acids. Gene Ontology annotation, cellular component: signaling receptor complex. The record is from RefSeq and is a predicted model, not a curated record. Gene Ontology annotation, molecular function: ATP binding; transmembrane receptor protein tyrosine kinase activity. NCBI's taxonomy places the organism in Eukaryota, Metazoa, Mollusca, Bivalvia, Pectinida, Pectinidae. The transcript has 20 exons.
GUCCGGGAGGGUGUGGCAAGGGUAAAUGUAUUGCGCCUUCUUCCUGCCGUUGUCCUUCAUCUCACACGGGCGCUUACUGUGGCACACCUCAAUGUUCUAGCCGGUUGCCUUGCUAUCCUGGAAUAUGUUCUUACCCCAGCACAUGUAGAUGUGCAGACGCUUUCGGCAAGACAGACUCCACGCAUUGCAAUAGAAUAAAACAGAAACCGUCGGUGAUGACUGCUAACGCUUCCUUGGAAUUUUACGAUAAAGACAAAGACGAUAUCAUAUACUCGUUAACUGUGGUCGCCCCUAACAACGGUACCGACAUUCUGGAAUGGUGGACCAACAUCGGGAAAUUCAACCGGUUUGACAUUGCCAUGGAAGCUUUUCUUGACCUCGGGGAACUUCCCCAAAGACCGUCAUACGUGACAAGCGACAGGUUCGGAAUUAAGAGUGCUCGCAUCUCGUACACUCUGACAAAGGGGUCUAGAACACGAAACCGUACCGAUUAUGUAAUCUGUAAAUCGUCAUCCGGUAUCGAGGCUGACGUACUCAGUUGUAAUAAGCACGUGCCAAACUUUGAUUAUCGUCUGGAUAACGCCGACGUGUUUACCAUGAGAUUUGAGGUGACAAGUGGAGGCUACAUGGAACUCCGAGGCCGGUCACGAUCUCCAUUUCAUGGUAAAACUGGAUUCAAGGAAAUUCGAUUGAAGAUUGACUUUGAGGCACCUUACCACUGUCAAGAAGACAAUACUUGUGGAUCAACCAGUCCAGUGGCGCCAUUAAAAGUCGUCAAAGAUAUAACAAGGGACCCAGUCAUUCUCAAAUGGGCAGGAUGGGAAGACGAGCUUUCUGGUCUGCAUUCAUAUAUUUUGGAGGUCUUCAAAUUGAGUGGCAGUAGUGAGUUCUUACUGGAAAGCGAUCCUAAUAAACCAACCUAUGUAUGGACAUUUGGCACUUCCGUUCGCCAACACACCGUCACCCCAAAUGAACCAGGAAUGUACUCGGCGAUACUCGGCGUAAAGGACCGCGCCAACAACACCAGAUACGUCCGAGAAUUAUUUCUGUAUGAUUCUACGUCGGAUAUCUCCAUGGAAGCUUCCCAUCCUAUACAUGUAACAAGCGCCUCUCCAGAAUCGAACUAUCACUGGCAGAUACCGAACACUACGGGAAAAACGUCUAUCGAGAUUGACUGGACCGGCCAUUUUGUCAACAAAGUUCAUCAGGAAGGCGGCUUCUUGGCCAGUGUUAUAGACUACCCUACUCAACUUAAGAACGACUACCUGGACACAGUACAGAAGGCGAUCUCUACAGAGCUUAGGAACCCAGCUGCUAACAGGACAAGCGACAACAUAACGAAUAGCAACGGCAUCAUUAGGUUCGAAUUUUAUAUGGAGACCUUCAUAAAGAACGCGCCACCCCCCACAACGAAUUGGAAACAAGUUCCAGGUGUAUCAGAGACAAUUACAAUCAAAGAAAAUGUUCAACCUGGAAACUGCGAAAGUGUAUGGGUCAGAGCUUAUGAUAUCGUCGGAAACAAUGCUACAGAUCGCGGGAUGGUAUGCUUUGAUGGAACGCUUCCAAUCAUUAGAGAACAUUCCUUCGUGUUCGAACAAGAUUCCGAGAACGAGGUUGCCAGCAGACUGUUCUUUGAAGCGUUGGAUCAUGAGAGCGGCAUUGCUAUGGUAAAAUGGUCGUUCACAGAUAACGCAACACAUCAAAGUAUUGAGAUCCCGACACAUCUCAAUCUGGUUAUUCCUGGUAAAAAAGUAAAUGGGACGGGGGAUUCUUGUCAGCGCUCUGGAGAAUGUUACUGCAUUACUACUGGGGAGUGCUUUUCUGAAAACUACCAGUUAGAUAUCGACCACUGUGUUCUCUACCAGCCCCGUAUUGAAAAUACUGAAACCCACUACAUAACAACAAUCACCGUGUAUAAUCAAGCCAUGCUCAAUAUGUCCGCUGAAUUUGUGAUCGAAAACGUUCAAAACCUUGGCGGUAUGGACUUCUGUGCGCGGAAAUUUAGACUCGUUAAUUCAGGAGCGUUGACGGUUGGUGGAACAUCAGGGAUUGUUAUAUCCUGUUCACUCCUGUUGGUUUUUGCGAUCUUUGUGGUAUUCUUGCACAAGACUGGACGCCUGCAAAAAGUCAAAGACAGGAGCCAGGAGCGCAUUCGAAGUAUUCGGCAGUCAAUCAGGAGAGGACAUGGCUUUGAUGGGCUUGAAAGUUAUAAAACUGGAGGAUUUAACGAGGAUGACAUAUAUAUGUACGGACAUCAGACUUACGAGCAGGCUCCUGAAUGGAGAUUUAGUCCAAAUGACUUAACUCUCAAUAAUUUGAUUGUCGUCGGGAAGUUUGCAAGGAUAUAUGAAGCAAGUGUUGUGCAGUCCGGGCAACAAUUACAGGUGGUUGCGAAAGUUUUGAAAGCUGAACACACGGAAGAGGAUGCAGUAUUAAUGACGGCUAAGAUUAAUUUCUUCGGCACGAAGGUCGGGCGGCAUUCUUGUAUCCUGGAACUGAUUGGAGCAGUUCUCGAAGAUGACAAGAUGGGACCAGUUAUGAUAUUGGAGCGAUGUGGUUAUGGCUCCGUAAAGGACUGGCUGGGAAAUAACAAAGCCCACCCUGAUGACUCAACCAUAGACUUCCUAUUCCGGUUUGUAUACUCAAUCGUCCAGGGAAUGGAAUAUCUGGCCAGCAAAGAGAUUACGCACAUGCGCCUAGCAGCUAGGAACAUAUUGUUGACGGAUAAGCUUGAACCAAAAAUAUCUGGGUUUGGACCUCGCCAUGGAGAUGAUGAAGAAGACGGCGAAAAGAAAGAACGCAUCCCAGUGAAGUGGAUAGCCCCAGAAUGCCUGCGCAAGACUGAACAUGUGGCAUCGGAGAAGUCAGAUGUCUGGUCAUAUGGUGUUGUUAUGUGGGAGAUUUUCGCGUUUGGAGAAACUCCCUAUCCCUCGAUAAGAUCGGCCGAACUGCCACGUGCCCUGAAGAAAGGGGAGAGACUUAGCCGACCUGAAUACUGCGAUGAAAAUCAUUACAAAAUUAUGAAAAACUCGUGGAACAUGAAGCCUGCUCAACGCCCAACUUUUCGCGAAAUUCGGGAAGAGAUUGAAAAGGUGUAUAGCGCAUCCGGAGACGAUAACUACUAUGAUUGCAGCUUUGCCAGUCAUUGAAUAAGUAUGAUAAGAGGCAUACUGAAGUCAGCACGGUGUUUGUAGCGAGAAGUACCUUUUUUGACAAAUAACAAAAGAUGUUAAAGCAGAAAAAAUCACAAAAGUACGCCAAAAAUAAAACAUGGAUAAUGUUAGAUCAUUAACAAAUACCAAAGAAAACAUCAAAUAAGAAGAAAUAGUUUUAUAAUUCUUUUAUUUUUUUAAGAUUUUUCACAUAUUAAACAAUGGACAUAAAUGACAAAGGUAAAAAUCAUGAACGCACACAUACUCUCACACUUACAUGCUGUGAUCAUCAUCAUCAUCAUCAUCAUCAUCAUCAUCAACAACAUGUAUCAUCAGCAUUAUCAUCAUCAUGCAUCAUGCAUCAUCAUAAUCAUAAGAAGAUAUAAUAAAAUCAGAAAUACAUGUAUCAUUGACGAAGACAAAUUGUCAAUUAAUAAUUCAAGUCAUCAAAAAUACGUCAUAAGUGAAAAUUUGUAAUCACUGUUAGCAUUAUUUUAGUGUAGAUUGGUGUAAUUAAGACAUUUGCUGUGUAUUCAAAACAUAUCAAAAAUACACGAUCUGGAAAAAACUUCUCUUCUAGAAAAAAAUAUUUCUUUUUUAAUGAGAUGUAAUACAUACUACUAGUAAGCUAAUGUUCUUUCCGUAGUCGACAGGUAGUUGAUUCAUGCCUCAAUUUACCAUUUAUGUUUUAUAAGUGUAUAUAUUUUUUAUGUUCAUAGAUCUUUAUCAUGUGUCAUUAAUUUUCUUUAACAUGUAUGUAAUUUGAAUACGAAAUUACUUAUAAUAGUAAAACUAAAUAAUAUAGGGUACAUCCAAGGUGCGUUAGUAUUGACGAAAAGCGGAAGCAGGGUCAAAACAUUUUUCGAUGGGAAUCAAUAACAGUAAUCAGCUGUUGUUAGAUAAUAGUUUAAAGGAUUCUCAUUUAUAUCAGUGGACAACCGGAUGUGAUAAAUAAGAAAUAUUUCCAUCCGGUACAAUGGCCUCAAGGGAAUAAAUAAUUGCCAGCAAGUAGCUGUACGUAUUUAUAUGUACACUCAAAGCACUGGAUAGCAUAUGAAUUUAUACGGAAACAGUCAUAUGAACCUAUUAGAAAGGUACUGAUGAAGGAAUGUGACAUUUUGACCGGCAGUUUAUGAUGUUUGAAUUGUACAUUUGACAGGAAGGUUAUGAUUUAGACCUGUGUUGUUUUACCUGUCAGAUGUACGAACGGGACAGUCUUGCCUUUAGGUUAAGAUGUAGGAGGAUAUUUUGACUUUGAGGUUUUUUGUUUUUGUUUUUGUUUUUGUUUUUUUUUUAGUUGAAAAGUUUAAGAUUAGGAUAUGAUGGAGAAGAGUGACGUUUCGACAGUGCGUUUAUGAUAUAAGAAUUUAACAUUUUGACCGCCAGGUUAUGAUGUAGGAUUGUGACAAAUUAACCAUUAGGUUUGAAGUAGGAAUUAGACAUUUGAUUGUUAUGUUGUAAUAUAGUUAUGGGACAGCCAGUCAACUUUAAGAACCUGAAAUAUCAAUGUAUGAUGAUUCUAUGUUUUAUUUUUUUUUAUUUGAAACAUGCCCGCUUUCCCCAGCCAUAGACAUUUGUAUAUACACGUUAUCUAUGCAAGCUAUACUUAUGUUUAUAGUUUAUUGAAAUCAUCGAAAAAUGAAUAUAUUUUUUUAAUAUACAUGUUCAAUGUAUAUAUUGUUGUAUAUUCAAAAACCUUGUUAGUUCAUUUAAGAUGACAUCGACAUCAUAUUUAUACUAUUGUUGACUUUGAAUGAGGUUUACUCCAGGACGUAUCAACCCUUGAAGUGUUAUUAUCGUUGACAACGGGGAGAAUGAGAUCGCUCAGAUUGAUAUUGAAUCCUUGUAUUAUCCACAGUUGUUUUACAAAUGUGUUUUUGUCAAGAUGACUGUACUGUUUGGAAAAGGAAACACAUGGUUUUAGCUUGUUUCUAAUUAAGUGUGCGGGACAAAUGAAUUAAACCGUUAUUUCGCACAAGUUAGGUUUCAUUCAAAGCAUUUUAUAAGAUUAGUACAAAAAACAUCUACUAAUGCUCUAAUGGCAAUUCUGAGUCUCAAUUUACCUCAUUAACAACGAUUAAUUGUUGAAAACCUUUACAGAUUUGGCUAUAUAAAAUUACAAGCGUCCACUAAAAGCGUUUACUAAAAUCGAAUUUGCAUACAGAAUGAAAUUUAAAGGUACAUUAUAAAAACGGCUGGAAAUAAGCUUGAUGAAGAAAUGAAAUCGCGAUCCCAUGGGAAAUUAUAAAUGAACAGCGUGCACUCAUGAGUACCUACCAAAAUCUUCAUAAAAUGCAUCAUUCAUUUAUCCUUCAGUUCUGGAUUCUUAAAUGUAUAUUGACCAAAGAGAAUUCCCAUUAAUAAUGCGUGUCCAAACUGGUCACAGGAAAGUUAUUUUUAACGUAACAAUAGCUUGAAAAGUCAUUAGAAAGUGUUCUUAAAAGGUACAUAAAGACCUUAGAAUAUUGCGAAAUAUCACUUUAAAAAGUAAUGUUAACCUCGCGCACACUACAAUGUAUAGCGCGGUGAAAUUUUCUUUUUGUCGACAGAAAACUAAAAUCAUCUCAUGCAUAUAUUUAACAUCAUCGACGAUAUCACCUUUCAUUUAUUUGCUUAUUUGCCCUGGACGUGUUUUAAUGUCAUGAUUAUGUUGUCUGUCGAUUGACGUAAGCUUUUGCAUUUAAACAACCUUUUACAUAAGUUAAGAAACAAAAGACCAUAUUCAAAAUGGUGAGAUGAAAGAAUACUAAAAGUAACAUGACUGAAAUUAUUUUUUUUAAAUUAACAUUGUAGUGAAAUUUAUAACAAAGAGACCUAAGUAAAACAAAGGGUUGUAACUGAUAAAGCAUAAUGAAGGACCUGAUAAUUGGAGUGCAACAUUUCGUUGAUGACAGAGUAGCAAUUUUGUGUAAAUGAAUUACCUUGAUAUUACGUCUGUAUAAUGCAGGGAUGAUAAUGUCGAUUUUCACGGUUGAACAAGGGCAAGGGCACCGCUGCUAUUUUUAGAAAAUCCUUUGUCAGUAUUAUAGCGGUUUCAGUCUUUGAGGUGGUUUAAUCAAACUUCGUACGCUUACAAAGAACCAGAAUAUCUCAACAUUUUCGAGUUUCAAGGUUGGUCAAGGUUAAAGUCACAAUUACAAUCCGCUAUAUAUUGUUUAAACAAUACUCAUUGUGCUUGUUCAGAUGAAGGUCCUUUUAAUUAUAAUUCCAACGUCACGAUAUUUUACAUGUACAAGUUACUGACGGAAAACACACUAUCUUUGUGUUGGUAGGAUCCUCACUUGAUUUUCAAUUAGUCAAUUCACUAUGUUCAUUGAUAUAGGUAUAUCAUAGAACCAAAGAUGACGAAGGGACACAACUGUAAUGUUAUGACUAGACCGGGCUGGAACGCUUGUCUUCCUUUGUCAAGUAUUUUUGUUAUGUAUUUAUAAACACUGUACCUUAUGUAAAAUGUUUAUAAUAAGAUAAAAAUGAACUUCCUUGUUGUAUACUUAUAUUGCUGAGAGAAAAAUAUAGAAUUUCCUUGACUGAUUUACAGCUGUUUGUAGGAGAAGUGUAAUAAAUGAAUGAUGUUAAUAUGUAUUGUUUAAAAUUGGUAUAUUGUAAUAUAUUGUAGUAUACCUGUUUCCGUUCAGGUUUCGUGAAAUACUUCACUUGUAUUUGUUUUGUAAACGCAAAUUGUAACAUAUUUCAUUUUAAUCGGACUUUUCACAUUUUUGCUGUCAUCCUUCAUGCUUAUUAUAAACAAGUUGGACUGUAUACAUGUAAUACAAACGAACGUUUGACAAACUAGAGCCAGCUUUAAAUGGAAAGUGUCCUACUUACAAGUACUACUCGAAAUUCUCUGUAGCCAUGUGAUCUCUAUAUCAUAAACAGGAAGAAACCACACACGUCUGUCAAAAUCUGAGGUUUUUUUUGUUUUUUUUUUAAUUUUUUUUUUCAUGUCCACGUUAUCAUUAUUCAUGGCUACUUCAAUAAUAAAGAUGAAUGUAUUACAAAAUAUUAUCUAUAUGUACAUUUCGUACUUUUAUGCAUGCAUGUAUUACAAUGCCAAUUAUCCAAAAUUUGAAUUUCCGUGAUGAACAUAAUGUCUUUAAAAGGAAUUAUUUUAAUUUUCUUUCUUAAUAAUCUGAUUUACAGUUGCUAAUAGGACGUUAAACAAUGUAAAACCAGUGAAAUAAAAGGCCAUUGUUACAAUGUAUUGUUCAAUGUUAUUCGGUAUAUUGUGAUAUACCUUCUUCUGUAUAUGUUUGGUGUACAGUACUUGUAAGUUCUAUUUAACAGAGCCUGUUACUCCUCAUUUGUAAAUGCAGAAUGUUUUUCCCCAAUAAAUCAUCGUUCACCCAUUA